AUGGCAACGCUUCAAUGCGUGUUAAUUAUCGUGCUUCAGACCGUGAUUUGUUCACAAAAUACCCUCCAGGCUGACCUUUUACCCCAUUCCGGCUCAGACAACGCUCUUAUCACAGACUCAAUACAAACAUCCAUACCCGAACAAGCAGCCGACCGAUUAGGCAGAAUCAAAUGGGAAAAUAUUGCCUUUAUUGGCUUUCAAGUCUGGUUUCUUGGCAUGGCUUUUGACGCUACCGUGUAUCAAAAUACCGCCGAAAUAUUGGCUUUAGCCAUCCUCAAUGUGAUUUGCGCUAUUUUGGGGGCCUUGGAAGUGGUCGAUGGCAACAAAUGGCUGAACCUUUUAAAGAACACUGGUUAUUCCACCAUGCCGUUAUCUGUUGCCGAGAAAAUCGAAAUUGCGUUAUCAGUGAUGAUUAUGCUCUUUGCUGUGAUUCUCGCUUACCUCAGCUACGAAAUGUCGAGACAGUUUGGUUGGAAUAUCUAUAAAAAGAUUGGAGCUGAUGUCCAGAUUCAAAAAAUGUAUCGCAUGUUCCAAUUCUUUGUUCUAUCGCUCAAGAUUGAUGUGUUUACGGGAUUUCUCGUUUCACUGUUUUCUGUAUGCUACUUGAUCCACGUAGCCAUUAAGCAAGGACUAAUGUGGGAAAGUGUCAUUGAACUGAUCGUCACCGUUCUAAUUUUACCCAUGCUUUAUUUUGCGCGAACAGCUGGAAGCGUCGAAAGUAAAGUACGCAUGAUUAUCUUUCUAAUAUUCCAAGUGCUCGAGUUUGUUCACUACUGUCUCAUCCUCACGGAAACAUUUCAACCUUCCAACAAUUGGUAUACGUGGAUUGUUCUUAUCUUUAUCGGCCUCGCUUUCAACGUCAUCACAUCCGUUCUCGCCUUUAUGUGCAUGCGCAAUUUCGGCAAAGGACUCAAGCCUUACGUUCAACGCGGUUCUACCAAACAGAAGCAAGAUGUAGAAAUGAACAAGAGCAAAGUGCAGCAAGACUGGCAGAUUGACGACGAUUAG
This is a messenger RNA of Radiomyces spectabilis, 1008 nucleotides long. RefSeq lists its product as uncharacterized. Lineage: Eukaryota; Fungi; Mucoromycota; Mucoromycetes; Mucorales; Radiomycetaceae. The transcript is spliced from 4 exons. Gene Ontology annotation, cellular component: Golgi apparatus. Bases 1 to 1008 code for a protein of 335 amino acids. The record is from RefSeq and is a predicted model, not a curated record.